GAGCGCCUCGAUCGAGUAUUGUCAUCGCCAGCAUAUCUAUAGGGUACUUAGCUCGACACCUCAGUAGGUUAGGUACAGGAAGUACUUAGACUCGAGAAUAACAACAGAAACACGAAAACUUUCUCGGCAUCUAUCGAUCUCUUUCACGUGGGACGUUCCCGAACAGCGUCGCUAUAGUAACGGCGUCCUGGGGAAUCGGCCAUAGUCACGUGAUUGUAGCUUUUACCUGGCAAUGAGCUUUAUAACUCUGUGACAGUCAACAGCGGAGGGUGUACUCUCUUAGAAACAAAUAUGAGUCUUUUAGGGAAAAAAUCCAAGGACAAAAAAAGAGAGCGCGAACUCAGGCAAAGACUGGGUAUCGACCAAAAGGUUCUUGAAGAUUUCCAUACUACGUUCCGUUUGAUGGACCGUGACAAAAGUGGCAGCAUCUCUCACGAGGAAUUCAAGGAAGUGGUGGCCAAGAGCAAGACCCGCUCCACCGACCAGGAAAUCAGGGACAUGAUAGCCAAAGCCGACCUCGACAAUAGCGGGUCGAUUGAAUUCGAAGAGUUUGCAGAAAUGAUGGCGAUGAAGUACAAAGAAAAUAAAGCAUGGGAGUGUGAGAUCAGAGAGACCUUCAAAUGUUUCGACACAAACAAGGACGGCUUCAUCUGUCGACGGGAGCUGCGAGAGGGAAUGAAGAGCAUUUCUGAGAGGCCGCUCACGGAUGCCGAAUUAGACGACAUCAUCAGAACCGCAGACAAAGAUGGUGACGGCUUCCUCUCCCUGAAAGAGUUCUCCGAGUACAUCAUCGAGAACCAAUAACCUCGCCCUCCAUGUGUCACGUGCCUUUAAUAUAUACAUAUAUAUGUGCUGUCAUGCGCAGUCACCGCUAUCACCGACUUCCUGUCCGGUCCUUACUAAUCGGACUUCACAGAUUAUCCUGAUCCUAUAUCCCAUACUGUCAACACGCCCAGUAUAUAGCUGACUUUGUAUGUAUAUUUAUGACGCACACAACGUGAAACCAAGCAGAGAAGUGAUAUUCUGCCAUUGCCGGUGACGACGUUGUGAACGAACCAAGACCGCAGGGCAUGUUUCGUGAUGACAGUUUACCUAAAACAAAGUCAGAUAAAUGAAAGAUUGAGAUUGGCCUAGUGCAUUCA
Haliotis rubra (blacklip abalone) is the source of this 1142-nucleotide messenger RNA. RefSeq names its product calmodulin-1-like. The transcript has 5 exons. The coding region runs from base 292 to 804 and encodes 170 amino acids. Gene Ontology annotation, molecular function: enzyme regulator activity; calcium ion binding. The record is from RefSeq and is a predicted model, not a curated record. Lineage: Eukaryota; Metazoa; Mollusca; Gastropoda; Lepetellida; Haliotidae.